Melopsittacus undulatus (budgerigar) is the source of this 2058-nucleotide messenger RNA. RefSeq names its product transforming growth factor beta activator LRRC32-like. Bases 1 to 2058 code for a protein of 685 amino acids. Lineage: Eukaryota; Metazoa; Chordata; Aves; Psittaciformes; Psittaculidae. Gene Ontology annotation, molecular function: protein binding. Gene Ontology annotation, cellular component: extracellular matrix. The transcript has 2 exons. The record is from RefSeq and is a predicted model, not a curated record.
AUGCUCUUGUUUGAACACCGGCUGCCUGAAAGAGGAUGCUUGCUGCUCUGGUUGCUCCCAUCCAUUCUCAGAGCCCAGUCUAGUGGGGAGGUGAGGCUCAGAUCCACACUGUGCCAGCAGAGCCCCACAAAGGUGUCUUGCAAAGGAGUUGGCCUGCACAAGCUUCCAAAGGAGCUUGGCCAAGGCGUGAAGCACCUCGAGCUCUCCAACAACCUCAUCCAAACCCUGUCAGGCAGCUCCAUGCCAGGGUUUGAGCAGCUCGAGCACCUGGACCUGUGCUUCAACCAGCUGGAAGCUGUGUCAGCCACAGCCCUGGCUCAGCUGCCCCAGCUGCGCUCUCUGCUCCUGGGAUCAAACCACCUCGACCGCAAUUACCUCCCCAAUGGACGAGCCCUUCAUCUGCUCAGGAACAUGGAGGUCCUGGACCUGUCGGCAAACAACCUGGAGAGCCACAUGGCAGGAUGGUACAUCCGCAACCUCAGCAGCCUGAGGGUGCUGGACCUCUCCAGGAACAGGAUGAGCAGGCUGCAGGCAGGGAUGUUCCAGAGCACACCACGGCUGCGUGAGCUCCAGCUCAGCAAUAACUACAUCAUGGAAAUAGAGGAGGGAGUCUUUGAGGCUCUGGAGGAGCUGGAGGUGCUGAACUUGGCUUUGAAUUCCCUUCACUGCAUCUCUGGCUUCAGCCUCAGGCAGCUGCGGGUUCUAAAUCUGAGCCACAAUGCAUUGGAGCUGUUUGCCUCGGAGGAUGGAGCAGAGCCCUACCUGCUUCAAGUGCUCGACCUGAGCCAUAACAGACUGCUCUACUUCCCAGAGCUCCCCAAAGCCCAUUAUCUCACACACUUAAACCUCUCCAACAACCUUAUUGCUUCCCUGCUCCCAGGCUCAAGCCACCCAGGGGAGUUUGUACUGCACUACAAGGAGAUGGGGACGUUUAACAGGACCUUGCACACUGUGUCUGCUCUGAGCCAUGUGGCUGACUUGGAUCUCAGCAAUAACCAGCUGCAGCUCUUCCCAUUUACCUUCUUCCACAGCCUGGGCUCUCUGCAUCACCUCAGCCUGGCUAUGAACUGCCUCCAGGAUGUGGCCAGGGGUGACAUGGAGCCCAUUGAGCCCUCACCAGCACCACUGGAGCAUCCUGCCCUGUCCGUGCGCUCACUGGACCUCCAUGGCAAUGCCUUCCACAUGCUGCCACCCUGGUUCUUUGGUUCUCUGCCUCAGCUGGAAACUAUCAACCUGGGCUCCAACAGCCUCCAGCCUUGUGAGAGCCAGGGGGGGGAUUCAGAAGGCACCUGCACCCCCUUCUACAACCUGCCCCGCUUGAAGCAUCUGAGUCUUUAUAAGAACAAUAUUACAAAGCUACAGCCCUAUGCCUUCAACCAGACCUCACUACUCUCCCUAGACCUGUCGGAGAACAAGGACCUGUUCAUGUCUAAGGAAGCCCUGGCCGGGUUGGAGCUCUCCCUGCAGGAGCUCUCUCUCAGGGACAACCAGAUGGACAAUGGCAAAGCAGAGCUCCCCUGCCUGGGCAAGCUCAAGGUCUUGGACCUCUCAGGCAACAGCCUGAGCCUUUUACCCUCAGGUCUUUCCUGCUCCCCACUGGAAAGCCUGGACGUGCGCAACAAUCGGCUGCUGACGUUGGAACAGCCGGUGCUCACGAGCUGGUCCCACAGCCUGAAGGACAUGUCCAUAGCUGGAAACCCCUUCAGCUGCUGCUCCCUGGCCUGGUUGGACACACUGUGGGCUGCUGGUGUGGGUGUGCUGGACCAGGAUGAAGCUCUCUGCACCUACCAGGAUGAGAGCAGGAACUUCUCAGCCAAGAUAGGCAGCAGCCCUCGGUGGCUUUGUCCGCACCCCAAAGACAUGGGCUCUCUGGCUCUGAUCGUGGUCAUGCUGAGCCUCUUCUUCCUCACCUGUGGGGUUUGCUGCCUUCUGAAGAAGGGGCAGAAGUCACCAGCGUUUGUAGGACUGCAGAGCAACAGUGUGGGGGUCUUCCCCCCCAAUCCCAAAAGAGAGGAGCCAGGCGAGGCAAAGCCAGCAGACAGUGUCACCAACGUGUAG